AUGUCAUACUACGAUCCCUUCCAGAACCAGCAGUAUAUGGGUCAGCCAUACUAUCCCUAUUAUCCUCAAGAUGGCCAACAGGCUACCAAUGGUAAUCAGCCGCCAAUCAUGCAACAGCCUCAGUGGAACUAUGAUCAACAAUACUCCGAGGGUUAUCCUCAGGGAGCCAUGGGAAGUGAUUACUAUGUGGACGAGUCGAGUUUCAAUCCCGUUCCUAUGCAGCUGAACAUGCCAUAUGAGGCAUCUCCGUUCCCUUCAGCUCCACAAAAUCCGAUGGCCCAACCGUCCGAUGUAUACGGAAAUCCUCAGGGUGAUAACAGUUCACCCGCAGCGCCUUCUCGUACCGUUUACCUCGGUAACAUUCCCUCUGACAUCGAGCCAAACGAACUUUUGGACUACGUGCGGUCGGGUAUUCUCGAAUCGGUCAAGAUUCUUCCCGCAAAGAACUGCGCCUUCAUUUCGUUCAUUGACCAUCAGUCAGCUCUCUUGUUUCAUUCCGACUGCAUUUUGAAGAAAUUGAGUAUAAAGGGCCAUGAUAUUAGGAUAGGAUGGGGCAAAAACACACCCAUGCUUCCCGCCGUGGUCGACGCCAUACAUCGUGAUGGAGCCACCAGAAACGUCUACCUUGGCAAUUUGAAUCAUCCGAUCACCGGAGAGACUUUGACUGAGCAAGAGUUGAGAGAGGAUUUGUCAACUUACGGUGUUAUCGAUAGCAUUAAGAUUAUUCCUGAAAAGGGAAUUGCAUUUAUUCACUUUUUAUCAAUUUUGAGUGCCAUCAGAUGUGUGCAAAACUUGCCUUUGAAGGAGAAGUAUUUGGACAAAAAAUGUUUUUAUGGAAAAGAUCGUUGUGCAUUCAUCACCAAGACCCAGCAACACAAUGCGGCCCAAUAUUUGGGUUUGGCCCCAGGUAUGGAACAUAUUGUCACUGCAGCUGACCGAGAGUUUAUCUCAUCAGCAUUGGUACAGCAAUCGGCCGCAGCUGCUCAAAUUGCAACUCAAGCUGGUGGAGCCAAUAACCUUGGCAAUAGAACCGUCUAUUUGGGUAACUUGCAUCAAGAUUCUUCUGUGGAAGAAAUUUGUAACGUUGUGAGAGGGGGGCUUUUGCAGAGCAUUCGAUUCUUAAAAGAGCGUCAUGUUUGCUUUAUUACGUUUAUUGAUCCCAUUGCAGCGGCUCAAUUUUAUGCCAUGUGCCAACUCCACGGAUUGACCAUUCAUAAUAGGAGAAUCAAGGUUGGUUGGGGUAAGCAUUCGGGCCCUUUAUCCAAUGGAUUAUCCUUGGCUGUCUCCAAUGGAGCCUCGAGAAACAUCUACGUGGGCAAUCUCGGAGACUUCAACUAUUAUAACCCAACAAAAUUAAGAGAAGACUUUUCUCAAUUUGGAGAUAUUGAGCAAAUCAAUUAUCUCGAAGAAAAAAAUUGUGCAUUCAUUAACUUUGUCAACAUUGCUAAUGCAAUCAAGGCAAUUGAUGGCAUCAAGUCGCUUGACGAUUACAAAAAUUUAAAAAUCAACUUCGGAAAGGAUCGGUGUGGUAACUUACCCAGGCAAUUUCAAAAUCAUUCAUCGGCACCUCAAAGUGCGUCGGAGCCAAGAUCCAGCAAUACAUUAUCAGAUAAUGAGCUAAUGACAGAUGACAGUCAGCUACCAACCCAAUCCAGCGGAUAA
This is a messenger RNA of Meyerozyma guilliermondii ATCC 6260, 1662 nucleotides long. RefSeq lists its product as uncharacterized. The transcript has a single exon. Lineage: Eukaryota; Fungi; Ascomycota; Pichiomycetes; Serinales; Debaryomycetaceae. The coding region runs from base 1 to 1662 and encodes 553 amino acids. Gene Ontology annotation, molecular function: mRNA binding. The record is from RefSeq and is a predicted model, not a curated record. Gene Ontology annotation, cellular component: cytoplasmic stress granule. Gene Ontology annotation, biological process: mRNA splicing, via spliceosome.